CCAGAAAAGCACAAGUCUCAAAGUGGGCUUCUCUGUGGGAGUAAGGAAAGGGCAAACAACAUUUAGUGCUUCUAGGGCAAAUCCCCAUCCCAAGUUUAGCAGGAGUUUUAGUCUAGCUAUGGGAUAGUAUUCAUUUAAAGACUAAAAAUUCAGAUUAAACUAGACUUUUUGGUCACCUAAUUUCUUGAUGUUUCUUAAAGAUCUGAGCUUAAACCUAUGACAUUUCACUGUUGCACAGUUUUGAAUAGAAAUUUCUCUGAUGUUAAUGUUUUCAUGUUAGAGCUUGUACAGAUUUUUUUUUCCAACUUAGGUAGUUUUUUAGCUGAAUGGAAAAGGAGAACGGAAUCCUCCAUGAUAUUGAUACUGCAGGGUAAUAACCUGCCUGAAUAGUUCGUCUUAGUGUUGCACAGACAUCUUUACAAACAACCUGAAGAUUUUUGAGUCUACAAAUCUGUAACUUCUUUGAACUUUCUUGCUGGAUUUGCUUGUACAGCAUAACAUCCCUGCAUGCUUUCUUCAUGAGCUACAGUUUUAAUGCCUUGUUCCACUGGUGAGACUUCUGGUAUUCCACGGGCUCCAGUCCCAUGAACACUUAUUUGUGUAGAUUUCUUUACAUUAAGUGGAUAAUCUCCCUCAAGUACAAGGGUUUAUGCUUCCUCGUAUCGAAGUGCAGCAUACACACAGGUUUUUCAAAGAGAAGGAUGAUGGCUUGCACAGCUACAUCAAAAUGUAAAUCAAGACAGCUUUUUUUCCCCUAAAUUAUCACUGCUUGGCAUUCAUGCAUCCACUUGGUUAUGAAUUCUAGUCAUGUUUUUAGUUUCAUCCAAAUACUAUGUAGAUUUCAGCAGCCUGGGAAAAACUUAGCUUGUUGACUUUGUAUUCUUAGUGUGAGAAAUCUGAAUGAAUGAUGAAAUUUGUUCAUCUAUUUGCCAUAGCUUGUCAACAUAUUAAAAUUACAUUGUCUUAAUUUUGUUGCCACCUGGCAACUAACACAAAGAUAAUUAUGUAGAAUACUGAGAGUGGGAAGUACCUCUUCCAUCUGGAGUCUUCCUGUUGUAUCAAGUUGGGCUUGAUUUCAUUUUUAUGAUCUCCUAUAACAGAGGCAAAGUAGUCCAUGUCAGUUCUCAGAUCUGAAGAAUAAAGAUCUGUUUUAACUGCUCCUCAUUAACGUCUUAAAUGGAAUAGGGGGUAAUGAAGUAGAUGUAAAUAUAAAAGAUGUCACUCUGACCUCAGACGUCUCACAUUAGGGCUUAACUACUAUGACAGUCUCCUCUUAAUAGGCUGGAUCUUCAUGUGAUUAUUCGAGCCUGCAUGCAAACCUUUGCAAGACUUGGCCAAAAUAUCCAUAUUUUUCAUGGCCCUAAAUGUGAAUCUGAUGCUGAUUUUGCUAUUUGGGUGGUUUAAAACAAAACAAAACACAAAAGCAACAACAAAAAAAAAAUCCAAAACCACAAAACCAAACUGUUAAGUUGUUGAUUCUUUUAGCACAUCAGAGGCUGGCUAUUAGUGGUUAAGUAGUUUCUUGGUAUCAUGUAAAGUGGAGUUCAGUCAGCCAUUUAAUCUCUGAACUUUUGUAUAUUAUCAGCCAUAAUCACUAGCUUAAAUCUUUAAAUAGUAAAAUUAGCCCCAGAAAACCAGUCAUUUUUCUUUGGUACUUUGAGUGGAAAUCAAAAACAAUAGGAACUCCAGAUUAGUUACAGCAUUGAACCAAAGUGUAGUAGGCAACUUUUACCUCUGGAAGAUGAAGAAGCUAAAAGCAAUGCUGCCUAUCAUUAGGUAUAGGCCUACAAUGGCAAAAAAAAAAGGGCACAAUGCUAAGCAGUUUUGAAUUGUCAACUAAUUUGCAGUUUGUUGGCUUGAGGAUUGUCUGAAGGCUUGUUGCUUUUGGCUCUUUGUAGUUCUUUUUCAGCUCUAAACUGGAAAUGAAGUUGGAGGGAGCUGCACUGGUGCAGGUAAGCAACUCCAUGGGAUACUCCCAGAGAUGAAGGCAAUUUGACAAAACCACAAGGAAGGACCCAAAGCCACUGAAUUUAUGCAGUCUAAUCCAGGUAAGUAUGCAGUUAAUGCAGCUGAGGCUCCACCUCUCAUGUCUUUGUAACCUGUUUUCUCUGUGUGCCAAUCUGAACUUGUCCUGUCUCUGUUUGGGCUGUUGCUUUACAGACCUGACUGAGCUCUUUUUGCUUUGUGCUAUUUCAUGUUCGUACCUGGCUGCUUCUCUGUUGAUCAAAACAUGAGCAACUUUUGCAUUUUAGUAUGGCUGUGCCUCCUGUUUGUGUUCAGCUCAGGGUUGGUGCUCAUCUCUCAUUUCCGUCAUUCACUGUGUCACUUACCAGUGCUUCUGUGCUUAGCUCUUUGUAUCUCUCAAAGGUUAUGUUCUCCCAAAGACUUUACAUUUCUGUCUUCAAAAAUCUUAAAGUUCUCCUUUGCUGUGAUGUCUGGAUUUAAAGACUGACUGGGAUUACUGAGAUCUUCCUUCUGAUUCUUGGCUUUCCUUAUUUCCUUAUUUGUCUCUGUGCAGCGUGACUGUGACUUUUCAGAGGAAAAAGUCCUUGCUGUGCUGAUUAGUGGUUGCUGUGAUUAGUGGCUGAAUCAUCAACUAAUGAUUGAGUCAGCACCUGCUUUUAAACCUAACAGAGACUGAUAAGGGUUCAGGUCAUGGGAAUGGGCUGACAGGAGAAAAAAAUGGACAUUUUCCAUCAGUUGGGUAAUCUUUCUUUGAAAGCAGUUAUCCUUCCCAGUAAAGGAUGAAAAACACUGUAGUAGGAAUGAAUACACAUUCUAAAGGCUUGUGGCAACUAAUUCAAACAAUCUCGUUUGGUAUAAUUUUUCCUGCUUCAGAAAUAACUCUGACCCUGUUUUUCUGUUUUCUCAGACUUUUGGAAUCUAAGGUGAGUUUUGGUCAAGUUUGGUCUAUGGUCCAGUAGUGUUUAGUGUUGUAAGGACCCUGUCCUUGACCUUUAAAAAGCUGGAAUGAGAUUCAUGAGACUCCUGAUGGGGAGGUCUCAUGAAUGAUGCUGUUGGAAGUAUGAUGGUGGUAUUGGAAGUUUCUCUGAUCUUUAAAUAGAAUCAGAAAUACUGAUUUUUAUGGCCUUUUUCAGGUGGCUUUUGGAAUAUGUUUGGUAGAUACAGGAUAUUUUUGAACAAAUAUUGUUCAGAGAGCUUCCGUGCAAGGUUCUGUCAGAAAAGGACCAAAUAUGUUCUGCCUUUAUCAUUUUGAAAGAGCUGCUUAAGUAAAAGAAACUGGGCAGAAAUUCAUAGAAGGAAAAUUCUCUCUUGUGAGAUAAAACCUUACUGUUGGAAGUUAGCAUCCAGGUCUGACAAAGAGAACCUAAAAAUAUUUGUGUAUGUUACAUUCCUUGCAAGACUUACAUUUUCUGGAAAAAAAAAAAAAUCCCUGAAUAGUCUUUUUAAAAAAAUGUGCAAAAAGAGAAACUGUGGUGAAAAUACACCAUUCUAUACUGAUGUAUUUUAGCUACUUCUUUGGGGAGUGAACAUGUAGAUUAGUAAAUAUCUUACAUUUAGAAGUUAGUUGGAAACUUUGAAGUAAAUGCAUUUUAACUUUGAAGUAAAAUGCAUAUUUAAAUUGCAUUAAUGAAGAGAUAUUUCCCAUUAUUUUUGUACGGAAGCUUCUUAACACCAUUCCCAUCAAAUUAAUUCUGUGAAUAUUGGUUUUAUUUUGUUUGGCAGGUUACUCAGAUGCAAAAUGCUGGAUGCCUGCCUAAUUUUCAAAUAAUUUACAUUAUUUAACUUGUUGUUAUUAGGGGAAACUGGAUGAUGUGAGGGGAUUUUUUUUUAAUCCUCUAUCCAGUGGUCAUUUUCAUAAAUGCAUCUAAUUUUAAUGGUACAAGAAGGAUUUUGACCUGGGUAUGUAAAGCUGAUAUGUUUUCCUAGUGUAUUUUAAAUAAUAAUACUUCAGCUCUGGGAGCAGAAAAUGUAUAAAAUUAAAUCAAAUUUUUUUUUUCAGCUCCAAUAAAUCUGCAUUUAUUUUGGAAGAAGAUAGUUUUUGGAAAUACACUGCCAUCACAAACAGUGUCAAGGUGUUUGGAAGUGUGGUGCUUUACAAGAAUUUCUGUCUCUUAGUACUUUUUAUGUUAUGCUGGCUGUGAAGUCUUAAAAUGGUGAAAUGUAUUUUACAUUCAUCUCUUCAUUCCUACUUGUCCUUACCUUAAAAAUAUGUAGGAAGUUCCAUGCUGCUGCUUCAGAGAUUACAGUUACUGCAUUUAACUUCACAUUCAAUAAUUAAAAAUAACCAGAGGUCCAAGGAUGGGAGUAAUUGAGCAACUCCUUUACAUGCUGUUGCCAUGUUUCAAGUGCUAUUUCUGUGAACUUAAAAAAAUCCCAAAACCCAGCAAAACCCAACAAAGUUACAGCUUUAAGAUGUGACUGCUCAUACGAUCUUAGUAGCCCCUAUGCUUUGAACUGCAUUAAAUAUUUUUUAUUAAAUGAAGGGAAAGGAGAAAAAUAUGUACCAAACGGGUGUUGUGUUAUCACUGACUUGAAGAUGUUAUGCAGCUGUCUUCCAGUUCAGCCUGCAGUAUUCAAAUAUUUGAAAGAUCUGUCUUUAAAAUGCAAGCAGGGCAUCCACUCAGAAUAAAACCAGUUUGCACUGCUCCCCAGUACUUGGUACAAUAGACUCCCAAAGAGCACAGCAGAGCUAGCAGCGUGAGAGCUGUGAGAGACUGCCUCAAUAUAUGUGGAAUGAAGAGCAGAAAUGUACUUCAGUUAUUCUGGGAGGGGGGACUGGGUGUGUGUGAUACUGAGUUUCUUCUCUGUUAGAGUGGAGAGAAUGGAGUGGGCAUUUAAAUGCACUGUGUGAGUGCUUGCAGGAUGUGGAAUUGUUUGUCUCUGGUUCACCAGCAUAAACAAGAGAGGUGCCAGAGCUAUUUUGUGCAGAUAAGCAAUGUGAGAUCUGGCACUGAAGAGCCCACACAGUUCCAUGGACUCAUGAAGUUCAAAAUGGAAAGACUGGCAUUUGCUGCAGGUGAUGCUUUUCUUCACCUUGCACCAAGCAGUGCUUUCACCCACGUGGCUGGAAUGCCAGACAGUUCCAAAACAAAACUUGUUUUAGGCAGUGUUUAAGAGGGUAGUACUUAGAGUUUUAGCGGUUCUUUUUACUCACAGGAAGUAAAAAUUGUCUUCAGUAUCAGUUGUUGUACAUUCAGGUGAAUAUGAAAUUAAGGUGAGGUUCUGCUAGCUGUGUCCACACUGAAUGGUGUAUCUGGAAAAUGCUUGUAGUUGUGGAAUGUUUUCUUGAUACAGAGGUCUAGUCUGUGCUGGUCAGAGAGCCCCUUCCCUGCGUAUAGACCCAUGUGCCAGCUGCUGCUGCGCAGCAUGCUAGGUCCUGAAUUGAAGAAUAGGAUUUUUGUUGGUUUGGGGCUUUUUUACAGAAUGUGUGCUUUCAGCUCUUUGGUUUCACUUCCAGUGCUCACACUGAUUUUGACACCAUUACUGCAGCUGGACUGUUAAUGGUCUGGUGUGGAGUCCAUGAACUGUUGGCCAGAGGCAGCCAUUGUAAGAACCUUGGGGUGCAGUUCAGUACUGGAGAGUGAAGCUUUCUUUACAGACUGGAGAUGUUUGAUAUGAACUGAGCUCUUCCAGAAGGAAAUUAUUCACAGGAGCACAACCUGAGUACAUUUCAUUGUGAAAUACCUGCCACUGACUUAAUACUUGUGAAAAGGCAAAUUGUUUGCAGGUAGGCCUAUCUUGAUGCACCGAGACAGACAAGGGAAAAGGAGUAAAUUUAUAUGGAGUACCAUAUAUAUUUGUGAUACUGUGUGUGUAAUUCCUGCAGGUGGGGAAGCUGAGGCACUGUGAAAAGCUGUACAUCUGUAUAGUACGGCAGUAGGUGUGCUCAUGUAGUGACAGCUGUUGCCUGACAGCGCCUCCCAAUACAUCCAUCCUUCCACAAGAGGAAGUGCUUUGUGCUCAGCAGACCAAAACCUGCUCCUCAGAUUCCUGUUCAGUGGAUUUAAAUUGUUCUCAGAGAUAAGCCUUGCCAAAGGCAGAUGCAGCUUGUGGGGUGCUGUCUUUUUGGUAACCCGAAGGAUGGAUGUGGUGGUGAUGUAGUGCAAUGCCAUUUUAUUUUUUUGAGCUUCUCCUUGGCUUCCUUUUGGGCUGCCUGGCUGUGCUGUUUGUACUGCAGAUCUCCCACUUCAGGGAUGUUUCAGUAACACAAGGUCACUCAUGAGUUACAGCCAUCCAAACUUCAACAGUCUGCCAUGAUUUAAUACCAUGCUGAACCUCUCCAGCUCAUACAAAGGGAAGAGCAAGGUCUGGGUCUCUUGCUGGGAAAGGAUUUGAGGAGUAGGUUGGAAAAGAAAAUCCUUUGGAAGUUGUCAUCCUCUAGGACAGAAAUGAAUGCCACAAAGGGAAGAGUGUAAAUUGAAAUGAGCACAGUUAAUGUGAGUGAGCUGCCUCCUGGAGAGGCAACAAACCCCAAGUUUGUUUUUCUGUGGAUUGUGUAGUGUUUGACCCUCUGGGGGAGAAGCAUCCAGGAGUCAGUGCUGCAUGUUCUUGUUCUUGCAGCUAUGAUAACAGCAGGAAUUAGUGGAUAAUUGUUUUCAGCGAAAAUAGUGGAAGAGGCCAGCCUUGCAGAUCAGCCGCGGGGGGGCAGGGGCUGGGUGCCUGCUUCCCCUGAAACCUACCCCUGAAAUGCCCCCUGAGCCAAGCACUAGCUAAUUACCGCAUAUAUAAUGACAUGGACCUUUAAUCACAUUGUCCAUUAGUGGACUAAGAGUAUUAAAAAGUAACAAAACCCCCACCAAACCCUGUCACAGGUGUCCUGUGCAAUUACGUUUUGCCACCCCCAGGACUUCAGGCUGAUGGCAGAAACUUCAGGCAUGCUCAUGGUAAAAGAUACUGUGUCAGAAACUUGUUCCCCUAGACCUUCUCUCUCUUGGCAGCUGCCCUCCGGGUCAAGGGAGGAUUUUCUUAGUGCUGAGUGAAAGGUAGCUUUAAAGGUCAGAUUAUCCAUCAGUCUUGUGGGAGCUGCUGAGGUGUCUGCGUUUUUUACAUACCUGUAAAUCUGGCCCUGAUUCUGUAAAUAAUGGGGUUAUAUUUAGAGUGCAUUAUGUCAGAAGAGUUCCAGUGGCAACAAACCUUUUAAGGAAAAAGCAUAAAGCAAGAGAACUUUUUAACAAUAAAUGUCUUCCUACACUUAGCACAUUGGGGUGCAUAAUCACCCCUCUGCAUGGUUUUUGGCAUAAUAUGUGUGGUAUUGAGGAACUGGCAAGCUACUUGGCAUUUGUAGAGCAUCAAACAGUAGAUGACUAAGUCAGUCAGUGCAUCUAAAUAAUUAUAUAUAAGAAAUACUUGUGAAAAUUAACCCCUCCAUCUUUACAGAAAUAACCAUGGCAAUCUGUGUGGAGAUAGCAGCUAUUACUGCCCACAUACAGAUUGGUUUUGUUUCCCUACCUAACCCCGAGGUAAACAGAGUAACUGGCACAGAAUAUGAAGUGUUUUCUUUACUACUUAAUGCCUUUCAGUGGAUUCUGCUAACACAGUUACACUGGCUAGUUACUCCUGCUAAACUGUAAAAUAGCUCAGGAGGGAACUAUUUCAGAAUUGCUUGAGAGCAAGCCAGAUGCAUAAUGCCCGCAUACAUAAAAUAUGUUUUAAAAGGAAAAAGUUAAAGCUCAGUGGGAAUUGUUGGUGAUCUGCCUUUCUAAGAUGAAGUUUAUGUUACUCCUUUAUCAAAUAAUUUUAAGGCAAGCAACUCCUCAGGAUGAGGAGAGGAAAAAAAAAUAGGUCUGUAAUAACAACAAAAUACCUGUGUGGUUUUAUUUUUAGUCUGUGAGGAAAAUCAUACAGGAGACAAUACUAGAUUCUUGUGUUCGUUCUCCUGGGUCUGUGGUAGUUGAUCAUCCAGACCUAUUUUAAGCUCCUUGGCUUUAUAUUUUCUCCAAGCUUUCUAAGGGAAUUUUUAGGAUUAGAGGCCCAGGUGUCUACCCUAAGUGUACCUGUGUUCCGCCGGUACCUGCUUGCGCUUCAGCUCUUCUCGGGCAGGGCGCAGUUGGUGCGAGACGCGCCUGCAGCGUGGCUGUGAUGCCGCUCAGCCCGAUUCUGCAGACGCUGUGCUCACCAGCACUGCCACUCGGCAAUGUCCGGCAUGGCUUGUGUUUCACCCUCACGGUGAUUGUACCGCUGGAUCUUUGCGUGUCCUGCUGCCAGCGGAGAUGGCGGGCGUGGAUUCAUCUGGAUUCAUCUAUCCAUGGCCUCGCCUCCUGCCUGCUGCGUUUAUCUACCGCAGCACUAUAAUCCUCCCCUUUUCAGCCAGACGCUUGGCAAUUAAGACACGAUCUGCCCUACUUAAGGUAUAAAUAAGCCUUUAAUGUUACUUGGGGAUUACAUUAGGACAUGAGGGGCUCUUUUGAAGGCCCGGCUUUGGCACAGCGGGAUUCCCAGAGCGGGCUGCUCCCGCAAGAUGCUCGAAUAAGGGGAAAGGAAAGGAUUCCCAACCGCGUAUACAGAGAGCAGUGGCAGCUUCUGGCUAGUGAGAUACUAAAUUGGCCUUUAUCAGUUGUAAAACUAUGUGUGUCAAGGAGUAUCCUGUCCUGCCCCCGGGCUGGCUCUGGGUGUAGCAGUCCACUCCAUGUACCCGGCUGUGAGUCGCAGGAUCGGGAAGAGAAGUAUGGAGAGAGCAAGAGUAAACAUAACUGUGCUCAGCUGGUACCAGCAAUAGGAUUUACUUCCCAGGAGGACCGCCCUUUCUCAAAGCAUUUUGUUAUCUUGCUGAAGAUGCCGAAUAUGCAGAAGAUCGUGCUGUGGCCAGAGUCUCCAGGACAAGAACUGUCAAGUAAAACAGUGGAGGUGAAAGCUAGGAGCUUACCUAUGGAGCUGAGUGAGAAGGGAGGCGUGCAGAACAAUGGAUUUGUUCAAAAUGAGGAUUUUGAGGACAAGGAAACGGCCACCAGUAGCCAAGAAGAAAUGCCAAAAACGUGCAGUGUUGAUGUGGACCCGCUGGCUGUGGAGGAGAUAGUGCUGAAGCCUUAUGCUGGAAUGCCAAAGGAGGUCUUGCUGCAGUUCUCCAGCCAAGCUCGCUACAGAGUCACCAGGGAGAUCCUCUUCUGGCUCGUAAUUGCUGGUUCCGUUGUGCUUGUGUGCGCUACAAUUGCCAUCAUUGCUCUCUCUCCAAAGUGCCUUGACUGGUGGCAGGCCAGUCCUAUUUAUCAGAUCUAUCCCCGCUCCUUCAGGGACAGCAACAUGGAUGGGAAUGGGGAUCUGAAAGGUAUCCAAGAAAAACUGGACCAUAUUACAUACUUGAAUAUAAAAACCAUUUGGAUCACCUCUUUCUUUAAGUCCCCUUUAAAAGACCUUGGGUAUGGAGCUGAAGACUUCUAUGACAUUGAUCCCAUUUUUGGAUCAAUGACAGAUUUUGAGAAUCUGAUUGCAGCCAUACAUGACAAAGGGCUAAAGGUGAUAAUGGAUUUCAUACCAAACCACACAAGUGACAAACACCGGUGGUUUCAGCUGAGCCGCAAUCGGACUGGGAAGUACACGGACUACUACAUCUGGCAGGACUGCAGGCAGGCUGCUGGCUCAGUCAUCCCUCCCAACAACUGGGUGAGUGUCUUUGGGAAUUCCAGCUGGCAGUUUGACGACGUGAGAAAGCAAUGUUACUUCCAUCAGUUUGGCAAGGAACAGCCAGACUUAAAUUUUCGCAACCCUGCUGUCCAGCAAGAAAUCCUGGAUAUCAUCAAAUUUUGGCUCGGCAAAGGAGUUGAUGGACUUAGUUUUGGCACUGUUAAAUUUCUCUUAGAAGCAACACAUCUGCGGGAUGAGCCUCCAGUGAACAAGUCUCAGAAUGGAGAGAGUAUCACAGCCUAUUCCCAGCUCUACCAUGACUACACCACCACACAAGUUGGUUUGCAUGACAUCAUCCGCAGCUUCCGUCACACCAUGAAUGAGUUCAGCAGAGAGCCUGGCAGAUACAGAUUUAUGGGUUCUGAUGAUGAUGAAAAGGAAGAUAUUGAAGCAACAAUGAUGUAUUAUGGAACGACUUUUAUCCAAGAAGCAGAUUUCCCCUUCAAUUUCAACCUAAUUAACAUGAAAAAUCUAUCAGGCAACAGUAUUUUUGAAGCUGUCAACUCGUGGAUGAGAAACAUGCCUGCAGGAAAAUGGCCAAACUGGGCAGUUGGAAGCCCUAAUGUUGCUCGGAUUUCAACUCGGAUUGGGAAGGAGUACAUCAAUGUCAUGAACAUGCUGCUUUUAACCCUCCCUGGCACUCCUGUAACUUACUAUGGUGAAGAAAUAGGCAUGGAGAACAUUGCAUCAGAAACUGCAACCCUCCCAGAGAAAUCCCCCAUGCAGUGGGAUGGAAAAAUUAAUGCUGGUUUUACUGAAGGCAACAGCAGCUGGUUACCUGUUAACUCUGACUACCAAAGUGUAAAUGUGGAAAUCCAGAGCACCUGGUCCAACUCAACCCUGAGUUUGUACAGAGCGCUGACUUUGCUGCGGAACGAUGAGCUCCCCAUGAAUCGAGGGUGGAUGUGCCACAUCUGGAAUGACAGUAACGUGUUUGUGUACGUGAGGGAGCUGGAUGGGUUAGACAGAGUCUUCAUGAUGGUGCUCAACUUCGGCCAGGAGUCAACAACAGACCUGCAGGCCAUAGUUCCUAACCUUCCCUCUGAAGCUGUAAUAAGACUCAGUACUCAUUUUAGCAAUGCUGGUAAAGUGGUCAAUACCAAACUAAUUAAAACUGAAAUGGGAGAAGGCCUGGUCCUUGAAUAUACAACAGCAAAGCCUGUUCAUACCAUGGAAGCUUUUCAAGGGAAGUGUUUUGUGGCAGAAAAAGCUUGUUAUUCCAAGGCCCUCAAUUUACUCUACGUGAACUGUUAAGUAGAGGAGUAGAAUACCCAUGCUUUCAUGUUAAUUUACAAGAUAUUAGCUUCAGGGAAAGGCUAAAAAUACUUCGUUUUCUUCGGCUUUUAAAACAUUAUUUGUAUACAAAAUAAAUGUCCUGAAAAAUCAGAUACAUAAUUGUCUUGUAUCUGUAUUUGUGAUGAAAAGGAAAAAGAACGGUAUAAACUCCUCCUUAGGAUCUGUGGAGAAGAAAAGUAAAACUGUUCUAAAAACGGUCCUGUUUAAGCAUGUAUUUUUGGGAGGAAAGAGAACAGUUGCUUUCUGGGUGCUGACCCUGGAAGUUGCUGGUCUGUAAGUGCUCCUGUGGAAUCCCAAGCCUGUGGCAGUUCGCUGUAACCUUUUAGAAGUCUGCAGAUUUGUAAAAAUUAUUCCAAAGGGGUGGCUCUAUAUUUGCUAAAACAGGUGAACACAAGCAAGACUAGUGUACAUUGUUGUGAUGUUUCACCUCUUCUCUCAAAUCUAAUAACUCUGAUUAUCCUCAAAAUUAGUAAGAAAAAGAAUGAAAUGUAGCUAAUAUCUAAUUCCACACUCAUAACUGCAUUUCCAGUUGAUUCUCCCAUUUCCUGCUGAGUUAGAAUACCUUUGCAUUCUCUUAUUUCUUUUCCUGCCCUAAGGCUGAGGUGAGGGGUGUGUACUUUAGUUCAGAGGAAGCAGCUGAACCAACCCUACUGAUGUCACACUUGUACACGUGCUCUGAUUUGCAUUUUCUGCACCUGCAGUGGCUGAUGUGGCCCCAGGUGUGCACCACACAUCUCUUUUAACAAGCAAAGCACAGCAGAUUUGUGCCUUGCUCAGAGGGCAGCUAAGCUAUGAAUCAGGCUGCUUUAGUGGGGGCAUUCUUUUUGUUUUACCCUCUGGAGAUACUCUGGCAUCUUCUGACACACUGAUCUUGUCCUCCUGAGGG
This is a messenger RNA of Motacilla alba alba, 11764 nucleotides long. It is a transcript of the gene SLC3A1, whose product is annotated as solute carrier family 3 member 1. The coding region runs from base 8356 to 10836 and encodes 826 amino acids. The transcript is spliced from 13 exons. Gene Ontology annotation, biological process: carbohydrate metabolic process; amino acid transport. Lineage: Eukaryota; Metazoa; Chordata; Aves; Passeriformes; Motacillidae. The record is from RefSeq and is a predicted model, not a curated record.